CUUAUUUACUUAUGGCCGAGCCACCACAUUGAUGUGAAUCCUAGUGUGCGUAUGCUAAUGAAUAAGAAAUUUUCGGGGAACGCAACGGUACGACAAAAAUAUUUCAUGAAAACAUCAAAGUGUGUAAUUCCAUAUAUUGAGCCGUACAACGAAGAAGUAAUGAAAAUUUAUUCCCCACGCGAGUUUAUACCCUGUUCAAAUGAAAGUGAAUUAGUGUCGCCCUUCUACGACGAGAGUCGUAAGCGCUAUGUGCUACACAUCAAUGAGAAUGUGGCUCAAGAGCUUCUGAGUACCAUUAAACCAGAGUUUAAUUGUUUUUAUCGUGAAAUCGUGCAUGGCCUCGAAACUGAAAGCUACGACAAAAUCAAGCCGAAUAUAUACUUCUCACAAAACUAUGUGGUGCCUCAACAGGUGGAUGGCCUAUUAUUGGAGUGCCAAACGACGGGGGAGAAUCCGGUGACGCUACAAAAGGACGCCUUUAUGUUCAUACAAUAUCGGGAAUCCAAUGUUACCAAGUCAAAGCAAACCAUACGCAAGCCCAGUGUUAUUAUGUACGGCAUUGAUACGUUGUCUAGAAUAAAUUUGCGCCGCACUAUGCCUUUAGUAUUUGAGUAUCUCACGGGUCCUGGCUGGUACGAAAUGCAGGGUUAUAAUAAGGUGGGCGAUAAUUCAUUUCCCAACAUAUUUGCUAUACUGAGCGGACAUACGCCGGAGUCCGCCAAGGAACACGUAUGCAAUACGGACGAUAAGGGUUGCUUGGAUGAAAUUCCCAUGCUAUGGCAUUAUUUUAAGAAUGCCAGCUAUCUGACUGCCUAUGCUGAGGAUGAGAGUUCUUCCAAUACGUUUAGCUAUCUAAAACCUGGUUUUACCAAAACGCCAACCGAUUAUUACUUUCGUCCUUUUCUACGCGCACUCGAAACAGAGACGGAAAAUUAUCACUGUCCAGGUUGUCGCAUGGUCUAUUGUCUGGGACGACGCUUGGCAAAUAGUUAUGUGUACGAUUAUUGUAAGCAGUUCAUACAGCGCUAUGUGGAGGAGCGACCCAUUUGGGGCAUGUUUUGGUCAAAUCACUUUAGUCACGACGAUCCAUUUAUGCCCUCAGCCAUGCAGCAUAAGGUUCUGAACGAUCUAUUGAGCUAUGAACACGAUGGAGCUUUCAAGCACGCAAUAAUGAUAUUCUUUGCCGACCACGGCGUUCGUUUUGGCGAUAUCUUAAGCUUGAGUGAAGGCUUUCUGGAGGAAAGGUUACCUAUGAUGUUUAUUUACUUGCCGCCUUGGUUUAGGGAAAAGUAUCCACAGUUUGCUGAAGCAUUAGCUGCGAACCAGCAACGCCUGAGCUCCAACUUUGAUUUGCACAACACGCUCAAGCAUAUUAUCGAGCUGGGCGGCACACCAGAUGGCCCCGCAUUACCCAGGUCUUAUGCUUGCCCCACUUGUCAAUCUCUAUUCUAUCCCAUAGCUGAGAAUCGCACUUGUGCCCAGGCUGGCAUUGCCGAGCAUUGGUGCACCUGCGAACCCUUUCGCAAGUUAACAAAUUCUCAUUGGAGUGAUCGCAUUGCUUUACGCAUUAUAGAACGCAUGAAUGACUAUUUUGUUGUCAAGAAUAUAUCCCACUUGUGCUCCAAUUUAAGCCUUAGCUAUAUACACUCAACGGAAAUCAAAACAAGAUCGGAUGAUGACGGGGCCGCCACUUUGCCUACAAUAGAGACUGCUGUAUAUCGCACCAAAUUCAAGGUGAAACAGAACAGCGCUGACUUUCAAGCCACUGUAGAUUUUAAUAACGCUACCGAAGAAAUUCAGGUGAAUGUGGAGGGCAUUAGUCGCACCAAUUCUUAUAAGGAAGAUUCUACUUGUAUUAACGAUAAGAUUGCCAAAUUAUAUUGUAUUUGCUUCAGUGAUCUAAAGCCAUAG
This is a messenger RNA of Drosophila busckii, 1911 nucleotides long. The record is from RefSeq and is a predicted model, not a curated record. The transcript is spliced from 3 exons. The coding region runs from base 52 to 1911 and encodes 619 amino acids. NCBI's taxonomy places the organism in Eukaryota, Metazoa, Arthropoda, Insecta, Diptera, Drosophilidae.